Helianthus annuus (common sunflower) is the source of this 546-nucleotide messenger RNA. RefSeq lists its product as uncharacterized. Bases 1 to 546 code for a protein of 181 amino acids. The transcript has a single exon. The record is from RefSeq and is a predicted model, not a curated record. NCBI's taxonomy places the organism in Eukaryota, Viridiplantae, Streptophyta, Magnoliopsida, Asterales, Asteraceae.
AUGCCUAAAGACGAUUCCACCCCUGAAUCCUCCACACUGAAACCCUCCCCCUUGCACCCUACUUACUCGGUUACCAACAUUCAAACGAAGAUUCGAACGUUGGAUGGAACCAAAGUAACCUUUUCUUCUUGGGUUAAACUUUUUCGUCUACAUGUUGUCGCCUACAAGGUACUCAACCACGUCGAUGGAACCCCUGCUCCGGUUUCACCGGCUGCUGAUGUGGAAUUAUGGCAGGAGCUUGAUGCUCUAGUUUUGCAAUGGAUUUACAGCACUGUCGCUGAUGAUCUGUUAACCCGGAUUCUUCAUACCAAAACCACUACCUAUGCAACUUGGUCAAAACUAGAAAAGAUAUUUUUACGCAACAAGAAAGCCCGCGCAGCAACGCUGGAAACCAAAUUUUGUAACCUCACGUUAACAGCCUGUUCAUCCGUAGAAGAUUAUUGUCAGCGCCUCACCGAGUUGUCCAACCAACUCGCUGAUGUGGACCAACCUGUUUCUGAAUCCAGGUUGGUUCUUCAGUUGGUUCGUGGUCUUCCCGAAGAAUAG